Molecule: messenger RNA, 831 nt
Organism: Blastocystis hominis
Lineage: Eukaryota; Bigyra; Opalinata; Blastocystidae
Exons: 6
Coding region: 1-831 (276 amino acids)
Source: RefSeq, a predicted model, not a curated record
AUGAAAAUCGUUGUUGUUUUGUUUGUAUUCCUUUUGGCACGCUCGAUUAUUAUUCAUGCAGAAAAGGAAUAUUCCUGUUCACAUGUUAAUGCUACCUUUGGAGUGCCCGUGGGAUCCGUGAAUUGCACAGGAACGUUUGUAUCUACGGUUCCUUUGGAUGCGUGCGGCGAAAUCAAAUCAAAUCUGACGAAUUCUGUAGCGCUGAUCAUUAAAAAUGCGACUAGCAUCGGAUGUAGUGCCGCAAAGCAGGUGUACAAUGUACAACAGGCUGGAGCGAUUGGAGCCGUGGUCAUGAACGCCCCCGUCUCGUGGUAUGAUGAUUUUGAGAUUGUCGAUGCCGAGGAUAAGGAUGAAUACAAUAUAACAAUCCCAGUGGUUGGUAUCCUUUUUCAGAGUGGAUAUCAGAUCUACUACAUGCUAAAGGAGAACAGCAGUAUUACUGUUACAAUUAGUCGCGAUUUUGAAUCAACCGGCCAGCUGGUGGGAAACACUUCUAAUUCCAUUCUUCUUCUCUGGGCGGGCUGGUUUAUCCUCACCUUCUUCUCGACGUUGGGCGAGAAGUGCAAGAAAUACCACCGCCAAAACUACGUGAAGCAAAUCAAAGUCACUCGCUUCCACACCAAAAACGUGGAUCCGGAGAGCCAGCCGACCUGUGCGAUUUGUUUAUCCGACUUCAAAGAGCACGACCCCAUCAAAACUCUCCGUUGUGGCCAUUUUUUCCAUAGCGUCUGCAUCGAUCCGUGGCUAAUCAACGAAAAAGCGCUCUGUCCGGUGUGUCGACAAGGAAUUUUCCAAAUCGAAGACUGGGUGGGCGUCGAGGAAACGCGAUGA